Molecule: messenger RNA, 1247 nt
Organism: Radiomyces spectabilis
Lineage: Eukaryota; Fungi; Mucoromycota; Mucoromycetes; Mucorales; Radiomycetaceae
Product: mediator complex, subunit Med4
Exons: 3
Coding region: 301-855 (184 amino acids)
Biological process (GO): regulation of transcription by RNA polymerase II
Cellular component (GO): core mediator complex; mediator complex
Molecular function (GO): transcription coregulator activity
Source: RefSeq, a predicted model, not a curated record
UUCUAAACUCCGCUUGUAAAAUUGUUUUGGUAACAAACGAGCUUGCCAAAUUUGCGAAAUACAAGCGUGACAUUGCUCCAUGUGUAUAGACACUUAAAAUGGAGCUAUCACUGAGAGACCAAGUCGAUGGCUUACUUACAGAGUAUGCAGAUACCGUUCGGCGGUUCUUUGCAUUGCUCGCUUCGGCAGCAGAAAAUGUGACAACCGAUGCGGGAGAAAUGCCAGAACAACUCGUGAAGCGCAUGGUAGAAUUAGACGACCAAUUGCAAACCGCCGCUCAGCAAAGUAAGUAGUUGGAAGAUGGUUGAGCAAUUAACGUCGAAUUAUUGGUUAACUAAUUGGAUUAAAAAAGUUGAGGAGCAUCAGGCACGACAACAACGGAUUAUUCGGGUUCAGGAUGACAUUCAACGACAUCACGAAGCUUUACUGCGAGUGGUACAGAAACUGGACAGUGCACGAAGCGAUCUGGAUCAAAGCUUGAAUGAAGCAAAGAAAGAAGUUCAAGCCAUUGAUUACGCAAACAAGUCCAACGUACAGUUUACCGACGUCAUAUCGUAUGCAUCCAAACUAUCAAAAUACACGUCGGCACCGCCCAACUUUGCCUCGAUGAACCGAGAUAUCAAAGUCGAUUUUGAAAAACCUUAUCCGGACGAAGAGCGAAUGCGACGUGGUCUUUUGUACUGGCAAAAUCAUCCUCAACCGUACCUGGAAGAUAAAAUGGAAAGCUCCGACAAUGAAAGUUCGGCCGAAGAAGAUGCCACCAAAGAAGGACACGGUACUGCCGGCAAACCUGCAGAAGAGGCAGCGGGCGACCCCUUUUGGAUCCUUGACCUUAAUCCGGACCUUGCAUCUUGAAGAUCAAUUAUUCCUCUUUUUCUUUUUCGACUGUCAUUUUUUCCUCGUUUCCAAUCAUCCAUUGCAUACCCUUUCACCUAUUGGAAUAACGAUAUUUGAUCUGUACAUCCAUUCGAUUUUUUUGAAAAGAAAAAAGCGCAAGCUAGACUCUCGAAUGCCAAUGUAUCACAACCAAAAGAGAAAAAAAAAAGGAAAAUGAUGCUUAAAUGCGGAAAGGUUAGCUCAUUCAUGCUUUGUCACCGGGGAUGAACCUUGCUCAAGAUAUCAUUGGUGCUGAACGUGUCAUUUUAUGGAAAAAAAAGAAGCAUCGGUCCAUUGCCAAGUUUGGUAACGAACACGUGCAAAGAACCGUGCUUCGGCGUAACCAUUGCGAUAAUCAAAAAGCUUUUUUU